This is a messenger RNA of Pocillopora meandrina, 3114 nucleotides long. Lineage: Eukaryota; Metazoa; Cnidaria; Anthozoa; Scleractinia; Pocilloporidae. The record is from the annotation of a GenBank genome assembly.
ACGACAAUGAUGAAGAUGAGUUUAAGACAGACCAGACAUUCAAUUACUACACUUCAGUGCGCAUUCCUCCUGCAAAAUGUCUCCAUAUUUUUGCACCUGGUUUAUCAAACACUUUGUUUAAUGCUAAUAAAAAGCCAGUGACUCUUUUCUUUGUUUUCUUUGUAGUUAUUUAGUGACUUGCACAAUGGCAAAGCGAUGUUUGAUUUAUCUAUAGACGACAGUUGUAGCGAUUGCUACAAUAUACGCUUACUAAAGGUAAGUGGUAAGUGUAUUGAUCAAACGAUAUGAAUUCCCAAGCUAAGUUUAAUCGCUAUUUUUGAGGGCCAAAUUUAUAAAUUCAUCUAUUCAUGGUUCCGCCUGUAAUCUACUUAUUCUUCAAAUAAUUUACUUUGGGAAGGUUCCUCUGACUUCUGUUUUUCUAUCUCCAUACAUGUCUACCUACAUCUCUUUAUCAAUUUGUGUCUGGCUGUUUACCGACCUUACUGUCCAUUUUCCAGAUUAUCUUACUGUCUGACUGUCUUAGGACCCAUUUAUAUGGUCUCGGGUACCCAAACAACCUCCAUCCCCUCUUCGAGUUACCUUUGCUGAGCGAACUUUUAACUUAUUUCUCUGAAAAACUCAACCAAACGUUUACAUAUAAAUGGUAAACUCUUCACGGGGGACGAGACUACUCUGGGGGGCAGGUCUUCUCGCCUUGGCAGGAAGGGUAAUACUCUCAGGCGGGACGACUUAUGUCAUACUGAAACACUUCAGAUCGCCUACCUGAGACGAGAAGGCUCAAAUUAUUUCCAGAACCUGUGUUUUUCGGUGAGUAAAGAGGAUGAUGAGGGGACAGUUGUUACAACUCACAUUUCCGUAUGAACACUCUCUAAAGUUAUUUCGAGGCAAGGGUUGCCUCGGGUCAGAGUCUAACACAGUUCAUAUUCUCACUUCUGACCGUCCGAUUUUCUAACUUUGUAACUUGCUGUUUCAAAAGUUUCUUACUGUUUAACCAUCUGAUUGUCUGACUCUUUACUCACUGACUAUAAACUGUCUGUCUGUUCACCUGUAUUCCGGAGUAUAUUGAGAUUACUUGUUUUAAUUUUCUAUUUUAGAUGUACAUUGAGCUCUACGGGAAUGGAUCUCAAACCAAAAACAACCUCCCGGAAAGAGUCUACCUUGGGUUAAAACAUUCGACAGGAUCGUACUUUAGAGAUGGAAAUGGAGCAGUGAGGGAAUUCCGACAGCCAUUGACAUUACAGCAUAGAACGCUUAAGUUCAACCGCUUUGCAAUAACUGAUACAGCUAAAUGUGUAGAAAUGCAACUGGCUGGAAACGGUGGGCAUUUAUGUCAUACUUGGUCGUUUAUAUCCAGUCUAUUGGAAAAUGAGGGUCUUUUUUAAUUCAGCAUUGAAAAGAUCGAAGAGCUGUGUAAUAAACAUUAUUCAAUAAUGAUAUACCGAGCAAUCAGCACGCAAACGUAUACCUUAACGGUUCCUUUAAUGGUUUGACGUACCUAACACGGUUAAAGAUCCUUGGAGACAGUUUUCAGUGGUUAAAUGUGGUCUAACUUAGAAGUUCCUCGGUGCUUGCUUAAAAACAUUUAACAACCAAAUUUUUCUUUGAGUUUCUCUCAUUUUAGUCAUCACCAACAGUACACAUAGGUAUAAAAUGUUGUGUUUCCCCUCCGGUAAUUCUGAGGCUAACACGAAUGAAGAUUUCAGAGUCAGACACAAAAACCGUUCGGCUUAGAUAAGAUUUUAGCCAACACAUCAGAGAUUAAAUAACAAUGUAAAUUACUCUUGAUCAAUUUAUGAUUCAUUGAUUUGCGGUAUUGAACGUAAAACAUACAGUUAUCAACCCUUUACACCCUUAAGUCAGUAUACAUAUCCUCCAUAAUGUUUUAUAAAAAUGUUUCUUCAACAAACAAGAGCUUCUUUAGUUAGUGAACAUUUCCUCUGAUUCUCGUCACCUGUGUGAUACAGGGGUGAUAUUGUAAAGAGGAAUUACUGAGAUGCCAGUCAUUCUUAGGGGUUAAUGGGUCAAUAAUACCUUCAUGAAACUCACCUUCAUGACUGUGAUCUUCCAGGGGAUUCUUCUUUCUGUUUGGGAGAAGACGACGUACGGUUGGUACCAAUGUGUUGCCAUUACCUCAGCGGUGACUCGUGUAAAGACCGACUCGGCGGAGGAAAUGAGUGCCAGAGUCCAUUUGGAACGUACGAAUUGACUAUACCAAAAGACGAUCAACUUAUUUGUUCAACAGGAGGUGCACAAAUAACGGACAAAAACUGCAAAGAUUUUGAUGUGAGUCUCCGCAUAUUAAAUAUUUAAUUAUAAUUCUUCUCUUUAAUUUUUUUAUAAAUGGAUUUUUCCUUCUUUCUUGUGGUUUACGCUGGAUGAAGUUUUGUCUUCAGGCAAAUUGACAAACGGUGAUAAGUUAUCGCUUAACACUCAUCCAAUCAUUAACCCGGUCUCUCAGUAAUUGCAAAGCUAGGACCAGAAGAUGUUGAUUAAAAAAUUAAUUCAUAUGAUUUCUCGAAUGGCUGCCUGAUGUGUUCAUCGGCAUCUUUUAGGUACCACAGAACUUCGGCGUAUCAUAUGUGAGUAGCGUCUGAGUUCCAACUGGGAAAUGUACUCACAUUUUUCAAAAACAAGUUGCCAUCGUGGUUUUCCGUGCUCAUACCAAGCAAAGUGUUAGCGUUACCACGUUGUUGUUUUGCAGAGGACAGAAGAAGAAAUAAACAAAGUUUUAGAAGUUGCUGUCGCCGUCGUGAUUUGUUUAAGGUUUCCAAUAAUGACAAAGAGAGAGAGCCUAAAAUAAACGAAAAAGUAGUUUUAGAAAGAGCAGCGUGAAAUCUCUUUGAAAUAAGACUUAAAUUAGCUGACGCAGGAAGCGAGUACAAGGUAGAACAUAACGCGUACAUUGUUUUAAAUUAGAGGCAUCUGAUUUUCAUAGUUUUAUUUCUUUUUCUUUGAAAGCGUACCAUUUAUACCCAUAUGAACAUCUGGGUACUCAACUUGCUCUGGACCGGUCAGUAUCCCACAACACCAGACGAUUCUAGAUGUGGCCAUUCUGCUCUUACGAAGUCUGCUGUGAGGCGCCCCCCCCGAAGACAAAGUUUUAAAAAAGUUUGA